GGGGAAAAAGCCACCAGACCAGCAACCCACCCAACCCACCAAUUCCUUGUUUUUUUCAUGGAGAGCACAAACCCCAGGCCAGCGGAGGAGGACCGGGACUCCUCAGCGCGGAGACCUUUGCAUCAAAAUGCUGAUAGUCGAAAAAACGACUGACUACCCUUCGGCUGAGUACUCCCUGGUGGAGGAUGUAGCCCUCCACUUCACGUGUUUGAUGGACAGACUGAACGAGCAGCGCCUCUUUCAGCCGGACCUGUGCGACGUGGACAUUGUGCUGGUGCAGCACAAGAGCAUCUUCCCGGCGCACAAGGGGGUCCUGGCAGCCUACAGCCAGUUCUUCCACUCCCUCUUCACCCAGAACAAGCAGCUGCAGCGCGUGGAGCUCUCUCUGGAGGCCCUCACCUCGCAGGGCCUCCAGCAGAUCCUCAACUUCAUCUACACCUCCAAGCUGCUCGUCAACUCCUGCAAUGUGCAGGACGUGCUGAACGCGGCCGCCGUGCUGCAGAUGAACAACAUCGCGUCCUCCUGCCAGGACCUGCUGGACACGCGCUCGCUCAGCCUGGCCACCGACAUGGCCCUGCCCGCCGAGGGCUGCGCCGGGCCCGCGCCCUACUACUGCGAGAUCAAGCAGGAGGUGGACGCCCCCCACCCCAAAAUCUACGCCCGGGAGGGCAAUGACCCGUUCUCGGUGAGGGUGGAGGAUGGGACGGGCAGCGGGACGCUCCCACCCGGCCCGGCCAAGCAGUACUACAAGGAGGAGAAGGAUGGAGGUGCUGGUGCUGUCUGUAAGAUGGAGGGUGAGGAGUCCGAGGAGGACCUGGACAGCCAGGGCUCCUACAACCGGGAGCAGAUCAUCGUGGAGGUGAACCUCAACAACCAGACCCUCAACGUCUCCAAAGGCACCGAGGGGAAGGCGGCUGCCAGCGAGGCGGCCGUGAUGGGGCGGCCGGAUGGGGACGGGCGCGACACGGAGGAGGAUGGGGAGGAGGAGAACGAGGAAGGGGAGGAAGAGGAGGAAGAGGAGGAGGAUGCGGAGGUGGGGGAGGAGGAGGAGGAGGAGGAUGGGGAGGAGGAGAACGAGGAAGGGGAGGAAGAGGAGGAAGAGGAGGAGGAUGCGGAGGUGGGGGAGGAGGAGGAGGAGGAGCGCAGCGAGGAGGAAGACCUGGAGGAGACGACGGAAGAAGAGGAUGAUGACGAUGAAGAUGCCUCAGAGAUGAAAAGGGAAAAGGGUGGGCAGCCCCGCAGGGGCAGCAGGGCAUCCAAAGCCACUAAACCUGCCAUGGCAACCAGGUCCCAGGAGAUGGCCAAGGUGGAAGAGGAGGAGGAGGAGGAAGAAGAGGGCCAGAGGGGAAGGAAGAGAAAGAAGGAGCAAGAUAGCUUAGGCCAGAAGGUGAAGUUGGAGGAGAAGCAGCAUUACCCGUGCAAGAAGUGUCCCCGGAUCUUCAACAACCGCUGGUACCUGGAGAAGCACAUGAACGUCACGCACAGCCGGAUGCAGAUCUGUGACAAGUGUGGGAAACGCUUCCUGCUGGAGAGCGAGCUCCUGCUGCACCACCAGACUGACUGUGAGAAGAACAUCCAGUGUGUGACGUGUGGGAAGGGGUUCAAGAAGCUCUGGUCUCUCCACGAGCACAACAAGAUUGUCCAUGGCUAUGCAGAGAAGAAGUUCUCCUGCGAGAUCUGCGAGAAGAAGUUCUACACCAUGGCCCACGUGCGCAAACACAUGGUUGCACACACCAAGGACAUGCCCUUCACCUGUGAGACCUGCGGGAAGUCCUUCAAGCGCAGCAUGUCCCUCAAGGUCCACUCGCUCCAGCACUCCGGGGAAAAGCCUUUCAAAUGUGAGAACUGCAACGAGCGCUUCCAGUACAAAUACCAGCUGCGCUCCCACAUGAGCAUCCACAUCGGCCACAAGCAGUUCAUGUGCCAGUGGUGUGGCAAGGACUUCAACAUGAAGCAGUACUUUGAUGAGCACAUGAAGACGCACACGGGGGAGAAGCCCUACAUCUGUGAGAUCUGCGGGAAGAGCUUCACCAGCCGGCCCAACAUGAAGCGGCACCGCCGGACCCACACCGGGGAGAAGCCGUACCCCUGCGACGUCUGCGGCCAGCGCUUCCGCUUCUCCAACAUGCUCAAGGCCCACAAGGAGAAAUGUUUCCGCGUCAGCAACCCCUUGGCUUCGGACACGGCCGUCCCCCAGCCCGCCACCAGCCCGGCUCCGCUGCCCCCCGGCCCCGGCGUGUCCCCCCUGCCCCUGCCGCUGCUCCAUCCUCUGCCACAGACCCUCCCUCCUCCUCCUCACCUACCGCCACCCCCUCCCCUGUUUCCUGCAGGGAGGAUAAAUUCAAACAACAAUUAGGCGCCCCUUCCCCAUCCUGGCCAUGCACGGACUGCUCUGCCCUUCGGGAACGCCUUUCCCCCUGGGAGACAAGGCUUUGCUUGCUCUCUACCCCCCCCCCCCCCCCUUCCUCCUCAUUUUGGGGUUGUUUUGGGUUUUUAUUCCUUUUUCUCA
Sturnus vulgaris (Common starling) is the source of this 2509-nucleotide messenger RNA. It is a transcript of the gene ZBTB47, whose product is annotated as zinc finger and BTB domain containing 47. Gene Ontology annotation, molecular function: protein binding; DNA-binding transcription factor activity, RNA polymerase II-specific. Lineage: Eukaryota; Metazoa; Chordata; Aves; Passeriformes; Sturnidae. Gene Ontology annotation, cellular component: nucleus. The record is from RefSeq and is a predicted model, not a curated record. Gene Ontology annotation, biological process: regulation of transcription by RNA polymerase II.